UGCAGUAGAAGAAGAAGAUGCAGCAGAGGACUUCCUGGAUGCUCGGGUGUGAAUGUAAACACAGAUAUGUCGCAGUCUCCAGACAACAGGAGCCUUUUAUCCGCUUCUUCCCAGCUCAACCUCAUGGAAGUAGAAUCGAUUGACGAUAAGGAGUUUGACAUUCCCCAAGUGGACACACCUCCCACACUGGAGAGCAUCCUUAGUCAGAUGGAGGAAGAGGAGGACCCUUUUGUUCUGGAGGAUACUUGCAUAUUAAACACGGACAACAUGGAUGCGCAGUCCUGCGACACGUCCUCCUUGGCCAGCUCUGACAGCGGAGACCCUGCUCACCUCAAACGGCAUGACCAAACACAGAAACCUGCCUUGUUUGAAAGCUCUCUAAGCCUGCUUCCACCAGUCAGCCAUAACACUAUGACCACUGACAGAAAGAGGAGGCCACUGGAUCAGAACCCAAUGGUUCAUGGCUCAGUUCUUCGACUCAGCCUGCUGAAGGGCAUUUCUGCACAGAUUGUUGCUGCUACCGACAAAGUGGAUGCUGGGUUGCCCACUGCAAUAACGAUGUCUGGUGUUAUUGCUGUAGGAACGUCUCAUGGUCUGGCCCUGGUGUUUGGAAAAGAUACCAACCAGGCUCUGCGGCUCUGUCUGGGUAGUAAGACAACAGGAGCAGAAUUUGGCGCCGUCUCUGCUCUUAGCAUUAAUCAUGACUGCUCACGUCUUCUCUGUGGAUUUGCAAAGGGUCAGAUAACAAUGUGGGAUCUCGCCAACGGAAAGCUUCUGAGGACCAUCACUGAUGCCCAUCCUCCAGGGACAGCCAUACUGCAUGUGAAGUUCACAGAUGACCCAACUCUGGCGGUAUGCAAUGACAGUGGAGGAUCUGUAUUUGAACUGACAUUCAGGAGGGUAAUGGGGAUGCGCUCAUGUGACUCACGGUGUCUCUUCAGCGGUUCCAAAGGAGAGGUGUGCUGUAUAGAACCUUUGCGGACUCCUCCAGAUUUCAGAGAUCACCCCAUCACAUGCUACUCUCUCCUAGCUAUGGCUUCCCUGACCAAGAUUCUGGUCAUUGGACUGAAGCCCACACUGAAUGUCUGGAUGACUCUUCCCUACACCAAGUCUGAUCCAACAAGUGUGCCCCAGCUGGCCUGGCAGUUUGUUCCUAUCCAGAAGAUGGUUAAUCCCGUCCUUGCCUUUUGUAAAGGAGAAACAGUCCACUUCCUUCUGGUGAAGAAGGAAGAGACAGGCACCAUCCAUGUGAUCAAACAAAGACAACUCCAACUCAGCUGUGACAUCAUCAGCCUGAAUUGGAUUAACAGUGGCACUCUUGUGCUGGUGGACAGCCAUGAGAAGCUGCACGUCGUAGACCGGCCCUCUCAAGAGGUUUUGGAGACCCUGGAUUUGGAGCAGGUGCAGUUGGUGUACAACAGUCGACACUUCAAAUCGCUGGCUACUGGAGGGAACGUCUCCCAGGCUCUGGCGCUGGUUGGGGAAAAAGCCUGUUACCAGUCACUAUCAAGCUAUGCAGGACAGAUAAUCUGUUUGGGCACUAAGUCAGCUCACAUUUUGUCCCUGAGAAACUGGAAAGAGCGCCUGGACUGUUUAUUGAAGCAGGAGCAUUUCACUGAGGCUCUGCCUUUGGCCUGGUCCUUCCAUGAGGGCAAGGCCAAGGCUGUGGUUGGCCUUCAUGGAGAUUCCCAGAGAAGGAAAGCAGUUAUCAGUGACAAGAUGGUAGAGAUUCUCCUCCAGUUUACAGAGUAUGCUCUGAAGAAAUGUCCAGAACAGGGCAAACUCCAGGUUAUGGAGCAGCAUUUCCAGGAUAUGGUGCCAAUCCUGGUGGAUUAUUGCCUCCUGCUGCAGAAGGCUGACUUGCUGUUUAACCAGUUGUACUCACGGCUAGUGGAGAACAUGGUUGCUAAGGGUGUCUUCCUGGAGUCACUGGAGUCUUAUAUUAUUGCCAAUCGGCUUGGUCACAUCACCACGCCUGUUAUGAAGGACCUCCUAGCACAUUACCAUGAUAAUGGCAUGAUGGACAGCCUGGAGAGAUGCAUUGUCCAUCUGGAUGUUACCAGCCUUGACAUACAACAGGUGGUCCAAGUGUGUUGGAGCAACCAGCUCUAUGAUGCAGUGAUCUAUAUUUUCAACCGAGGCAUGAACGACUACAUUACUCCAAUGGAGAAACUCUUUUCAGUGAUUGGUCCUAGAGUCAGAGAGGGGAGAAGCCUAACAGGUGAUGAUGUGGUGAUGGGGAACAAAUUACUUGUUUACAUAAGCUGCUGUCUUGCUGGAAGAGCAUAUCCGAUCGGAGACAUCCCUGAAGAUCUGGUAGUUCAGGUCAAGAACCAGGUGUUUGAGUUCCUCAUCCGUCUCCAUUCAGGCGACUCAUCACAGAAGGAGGAGGUUUUCCCAUUUAUUCAUACGCUCCUCCACUUUGAUACCCGGGAAUUUCUCAAUGUACUUGCCAUGACAUUUGAUGAUGUCCAGAAUGACAAGCAGGCUCUGGAGUACCAGCAGAGGAUAGUGGACAUGUUACUUCAGGUAAUGGUGGAAAACCCUGACUUCACUCCCUCCCAGGUUGGUGGUCUCUUCACCUUCCUGGCUCGCCAGCUGGCCAAGCCAAACAACACGCUUUUUGUGAACAGGAACCUUUUUGAUCAGGUGCUGGAGUUCCUGUGUUGCCCAGAUGAUGACUCUCGACAUACUGAAAGGCAGCAGGUUCUACUAGAGCUGCUGCAGGUUGGGGGCAUGGUCCAGUUUAAUGAAGAAAGGCUCUUCACACUGGCAGAAAAAGCAAAGUUCUACCAGAUCUGUGAAUUCCUUUAUGAGAAGAAACUUCUGUACGACCUGAUUGUGGACUGCUAUCUGCAAGAUCCACUUCGAAAGUCGGAAGUCUUCAGCUACAUCCACAAUCUGAUGUCCAUGCCGGGCUACAGCUCUGAAGAGAAACUAAAAGUCAAGCACAAAGUGCUGCAGCACAUGCAGGAGCUGGUGAGCCUGGACCCUGGUAAAUUAGCUGACCUUGUGGUGUGGCACUUCAAAGAUGAGGUGCAGUCAAUCAUCUCUGAACUGCAGAAUGACCAACUACUGUUCCAGUUUCUCAGCUGCCUCCUGGAGCCUCAGGAAGGAUCUCAGUCAGCGCCCCGUCUGCCUCUGGAGUCUGAGCUUUAUGAGCUUCUGCUGGAGCUGAUGUGCCGUUUUGAACCCCAAGAGCUUCUAAAGUUCCUCCACACCUCUCAGCAUUACAGACUUGAGGAGGCCAUACAGAUAACAGAGAAGUACCACUGUAAUGACGCCAAUGCCUAUCUGCUGGAGAAGAAGGGAGAUAUUCAUGGAGCAUUUGCUGGCUUGCUUCAGACCCUGAAGGAAAGACUGCAUGUCCUUGCUGCAGAGAUGAGCUGUGAAUUUGGAGGAGGAGCUGACAGACGUGAUGAAGAAGAGGUGGAUGGUGAUUUAACACUGAUGACUGUGAAGAGUUCACUAAACCAAAUGAUUCUCUUCUGUCAUCGAAACUGUCAGAACCUUGAUCAAGAACAAAGAAAGGAUCUGUGGUUUCCACUCCUGGACACCAUGAUGGCCUCUCAGAAAGAGGUGAUGGGGCUCAGUGAUAAACACAUCUCGGAUGGGCUGAAGGAGAUGACCCUGAAGGUUAUGAACUGUAUGAGCAGCUUUAUUUCUCUUCCUGCCAUCAUCCAGCAAAUACUGCAGGACCCAGUUUAUGGAAGAGGGAAGCUGGCAGAGAUUCAGGGACUCAUUCUGGGAAUGCUGGACACGUUUACCUAUGAACAGACUUUGCUUGAAACAACAACAAGUCUGCUGAACCAUGACCUCCACUGGUCUUUGGCUCAUCUCCGCUCUGCUGUCACCAGAGGGCUUCAUCCACGACAAGACUGCUGCAACAUCUGUCUGCAGCACUACAAGAGGAAGCAGGAUGCAUCAGAGGAGAUCAUUGUGUUUAGCUGUGGCCACCUAUACCACUUGCAGUGCCUGCAACAGAAAGACUGUGGGUGGGGCCAGACCUCGGAGCUGCAGCCUUGGAGGUGCUACAAGUGUUCUUCUAGCCAUAGAGGAAGGGCUUCCGCUGAGCCAAACAGAAGCCGCAGCGCAUCUCUUGCUCAGACCUGUUUUUCAUCAGGACAUCAUGAGAAAGGAGCAGAGACUCACAGGAAGAAGGUGUUUGCUGUGGCAACAAUGGAUCUGCAGCAGGAACUGUCCUGGGAUCACUUACGAGGUUUAUACAGGGGACCAUCGAGGCUCUCCAUCCUUUCUGAGGUUUCCCACGGCCAAGGCAGCGAGAAAACAAGCUUCCUAAUUCCAGCCCAACCAGGGACAGAACAUUUCCCCCUUAAACUCGCUCCUCCUCCUCUGUUUGAAGAUUAGCACCUCAUGGGUUGAGGAAAAGGCUUUCCUUCAAUUGUUUUCAACAGAAUUUACACAUGCUCAGUUUUUUUUUCUGCUAACACUACUGUGACUUUCUUCCAUCUGUUCCUGUUAAGUUGUUCAUGCAGCCAAACUUUCAUAAUUAGGGGAAAUGUCAGUGGAGCAGCACAUUGGAUUUAUUGACAUGUAAAGAAAGUUUCAGCCUCCCUCCAUCCAGUCAGGUGGCAGCAGCAGCAGGCCAAGAUGAGAAGCUCCUGUUUGAACUAACUGAUCUAAAAAAAGAAAGUGAACCAAUACCUCAUGUGUUAACCAACAGGGUCUUUAGGGAUUAGCAAACUCAUCAGAAAGUGGUGCAGCUGUCAGACGAUAUCUUCAUUUCACAAGCAGCCCCUCAUAGUUGCCACCUUCAUAGUGUUUCCUGGGAGGCAUUGUGUUUUGUUUGCCUGGUCCUUUUUAAUGACUGGUGGUGUUUAAUUGUGCUUGGUACCUACAGCAAAAACAUAAAUCUCUUUAUGUUUUUAAUAAAACAGUGUGCUGAAGUUCA
Girardinichthys multiradiatus is the source of this 4912-nucleotide messenger RNA. RefSeq names its product VPS8 subunit of CORVET complex (gene vps8). Gene Ontology annotation, biological process: protein targeting to vacuole; vesicle-mediated transport; endosomal vesicle fusion. The coding region runs from base 67 to 4368 and encodes 1433 amino acids. The transcript has 46 exons. NCBI's taxonomy places the organism in Eukaryota, Metazoa, Chordata, Actinopteri, Cyprinodontiformes, Goodeidae. Gene Ontology annotation, molecular function: protein binding. Gene Ontology annotation, cellular component: late endosome; early endosome; HOPS complex. The record is from RefSeq and is a predicted model, not a curated record.